AUGCGCUACCUCAGCCUACUCGCAAUAAGCUCUCUUUUUGCCUCCCAGGCUCAAUCCGGCUGGCCCAAAGGCUGUUACGCAUCAGGGCAGCCGUGGUAUGCCGAAGAUCAAGCCCAAGCAUUCCUGCCAACCGUUUGCGACUACCUCGUCAAAUUAGGCGGCACUCCCAAUUUCAAAAACAAGGACACACGAACGGCACGCCGAACCUUCAUAGAGACGAACGUUCACGAUGACGGGCAACGCAUCCACGAUGACAACGACAUGAGAGUGUACCAGUUCAAAGUUGAGCUAGUAAAGGGGCAAGGCCAGGCUCUCAGAAAAGACGAUUGUGUCGCUGUGAUGGGACAGAUAUUCACGGCAUUCACUCUCACCACUGAGCAUGAUAUUGUAUCUGGCUGGGGUGAACACAACGAAAGCGGAAGCUUCAGGUAUUCCGUGGACCCGGACAUGAUGCAGAAGGAGAAGUCGGAUACUUGGUGCAAUAUGACCUGGAACAAAGACGGGUCUAUGGUGGUCAAACCGCUCUUGCCGCUGAGUCUUUAA
Messenger RNA from Mytilinidion resinicola, 543 nucleotides. RefSeq lists its product as uncharacterized. The record is from RefSeq and is a predicted model, not a curated record. The transcript has 2 exons. Bases 1 to 543 code for a protein of 180 amino acids. Lineage: Eukaryota; Fungi; Ascomycota; Dothideomycetes; Mytilinidiales; Mytilinidiaceae.